This is a messenger RNA of Monomorium pharaonis (pharaoh ant), 3075 nucleotides long. It is a transcript of the gene Zw10, whose product is annotated as centromere/kinetochore protein zw10 homolog. Gene Ontology annotation, cellular component: RZZ complex; chromosome, centromeric region; nucleus. NCBI's taxonomy places the organism in Eukaryota, Metazoa, Arthropoda, Insecta, Hymenoptera, Formicidae. The record is from RefSeq and is a predicted model, not a curated record. Gene Ontology annotation, biological process: endoplasmic reticulum to Golgi vesicle-mediated transport; mitotic cell cycle; mitotic spindle assembly checkpoint signaling. The coding region runs from base 629 to 2800 and encodes 723 amino acids. The transcript has 10 exons.
GAGUCUGCCAGCGUGCCAGCCAGCGGUCACGUACGCCCACAUAGGCACGUACGUCGCUGCCACCAUGUAAAAAUAAUAAUAUUGUAAAGACGUUGAAUACGUAUAAUUUUAUCGAUAUGUAUGCUGAUGUAAAUAAAUUGAUUUUUCAACGUACGUCAAAGAGCGAAAGACAUUUGAAGGAUUAAUUGUUCUUUGUCUCUAAUUCACCUCAUUCCUCUAAUUUAACAAUUUUUUAUGAAAAAAAUCACAAAAUUAUGAACAUUACCAUUUAGGAUUUAGAGACGUUGACCACGCAAUUCGAUGUCCACAUUUUAUGAACAAAAACGCUUUAAAAUAAAAUUAAUAUUUGCGAUGGACAAUUGUACGACAGAUUAAUUCUGUUUGUACAUAUAUAUCAAAUCGAUAAAAUUCUCUUUAAUCAAUUCUUGCUUAGUUAAAGAAAACGGUAAGACUGAAAAUUGACAACUACGUAUAAGAUUUUUUCCCGCAAUUUCUGCUGAAUUUGACGCGGCAAGUUAAGGUUAGGAUUGACGUAAGCAACAAGCAAUGAAGCAACGUCUGUGAAUUGUGUGAAUUCAGAAUUCAGAAUCACUUCUCGUGACUUCUCGCAUCGAGUUCCUCAUGCAACAUGACUUCGUUCGUAGCGGAUGUACUAGCUACAGCAGGUAAACUUGAAAAAGUGAAUCUGAAUAAAAAUAUUGCUGAAAUACAAAAGGAGAUAACAAAAUUAGAAUAUGAAGUCAAGGAUUUCAUGGACGAUAAUUACGUCGAGUUCAGUGCGAAGUUGACGAGAGAUGUGCACCUGGUUAAAAAGACAGAGCAAUUGUUAGAGGAGAUAGGUAUUUUGCAGAGCAGAAUAAACGAUCAAAUCAAAAUAGAGUUGUCCAGCUCGAUGAAGGAGUUGAAAAUGCUCUCUCAAGCGUUAAAGGAAUCAAACAUCAGUCUGCAACUGUCACAUCAGUUGAUAAGCCUACACAAGUGCAUAAAAUCUAUAAAACAGACACAAGAGGAAAAACAAUAUGUUGAGACUGCCAAGACUCUGCAAGAAAUGCAGUCGCUACUGCAUAAUCCUCAUAGUCUCCUCUCUGAACUUGAAAUAUAUGUGGCAAUCAUGGAUGAAUAUUGCAAUCUUUCUCGCUCGUGCCUGAUGGAGGCUUCUGAUCUCUUGCAUGAUCAAAUUUACUGGGGCAGCGACGUGAAAGAGGGCAAGACAGUUAACUGUGUCAGUAUUAAAAAUGAGUACGAUGAUAUACAGGAAUUAAUGCAAGGAUUGCAUAUUAUGGAUCACCUCGAAAAUGAGUUAGAAGUAUUUUCUACAAAAUUAAUGGACUUUAUAAUCAAACCUAUCAUUUACGAUCAUUGUUCGGUGUACGUUGUCAAGGAGAGAGUGUUCACUGUCGAAAUAUUAGAGAAAAAAAAAUUACCAUGUUACAAAGGUGUGUUGUACAACUUGAAGCUGCUCUUCAAGUUUCUUCAUCAACAUUUAAAUCUCAUAGUCGUCGAUAAUGAAACUUUUCUAAGGAGAUUGCAGCCACAUUUGUUGGAACAAUUAUCACAUCCUUUGAUAGCGGAUUGCAUUUCUCACAUCAUUCCAACUUCUAAUGCGGAUCUGAAAAACUUUGAGCCUGUAGUUGAGACAAUUAACGAGUUUCAAAAUUACUUGGUAGAAAUUGGAUUUCUUUCUGAGGACCAGCUCUUCUUAUCAGAAUAUACAAACAAUAUUGACAAACUCUUCAUUAAUAGGAUAUGUCAAGAUCUAUUAGCCAAAGCUAGAAAUAUAAUGAGGAAAGACUUGCAUGAUUCUGUUCGAUAUGAAUCACAGGAACCGCCUAAACUUAUAAACAAAGCAUUCGAGAACGAAUUCGAUUGCGAAUUCUCCAUUGAAAAAAAAUUGAGCGAUAUGUCAUUUUACCUACCAAAAUGUCAAAUAAGCAAAAAUGCACAAGAAACGUUAGAAUUAGCAAGGACAAUAUUGAAUGAAGCAUGUGAUAGUUCGGAUGCUUGUGCUGUUAGAUUAUUUUACACAUGUAGAAACGUUUUCGAAAUGUACGCCGGUUUAGUGCCCGAACAUCAUAAAAAAUUUUUGGAAACAAUACCUCAACAAGUUGCUCUAUUUCACAAUAAUUGUAUGUAUCUCGCCCAUCAUCUUCUUACAUUGGCCCACGAAUAUAGAAACAGAUUCUCAAAAAUUGUACAAAGAUUGAACUUGACAUUCGCGGAUCAGGUGACGAUACUCCGAGACGUCGGGUCACAAUGUUUCUUAGAUCACAUGAAAUAUCAAAGAAAUAUCAUCUUUGACAUUAUCAAGGACUCAGGUUUCUCAGGAUUGAGCCAAGCGCCUCAGUUACAUCCUAGUACAGAGCGAGCGUUAAGACAAUGCAUAAGACAAUUGGAAUUAUUGAAGACCGUAUGGCUGGACGUGUUGCCUAUAAAUAUCUACUGUAAAGCUGUCGGAUGUAUAACGAAUUCCAUGAUUGAUGAUUUGGUGACAAAAGUUACAUCUGCUGAAGAUAUUCCAAUUGAUGUCGCCACAGAACUGGUGACUUUAUUUAAUAUGGUGGUAAAACGAGCGCCGCAGAUAUUUCCUGAUCAACAGAUUCAACAGCACGUACGUAAAUGGGGAAAGUUUUUGGAAUUGAUUAAGUUACUUGGUGCAUCACUGAAAGAAAUUGAAGUUAGAUGGGGAAAUGGGAAAGGACCAUUAGCACAAGAAUUUGCUGCUCCACAAGUCAAACAAUUAAUCCGGGCAAUAUUUCAGAAUACGGAUAGAAGAUCUAAUCUCUUAGCUUCUAUAAGAUAAAAAUUUCAAAUACAUAUAAAAAAUAACGAAUGAAUAAUUAAAUUUGUAUCACACGCGCAUUCUAUAUUAAAAUUGAAUAUAUAAGAUAGUGCAAAAUUAUGUAGAAAAUAGUUAUAUAAUUUUAUAAAUAUAUAAAUAUAAUUUUAUACAUUUUUGUAUGAAAAAUAGAUGUAUAAAAAAUCAUAUUAUGUUUAAUUUGCUACGAUGUCCAUAUGUAUAGACUGACAAAAAUUUUAGGUAUUAAUAAAAAUAAUCAAAUCAAAAUUAAUAAAAAA